UGGAAUUUGGUCUCAAAACUUCUUGUUGGAAGGAACACGUCAAAAUUUUGUCGUCAUAGAUUUUAUUCGUGUAAUAUUUUUUUCUGUGCAAAUAAAAGUGAAUUUUUAAUUUGUUUUAUUUUACAUCCAUCUAAUAAGUUUCAUAAAAUAAAUUAAUAAAAAUUCCACACAAGCAAUGACAUCCUCAGGGCCAACAAAGCAGGAAAUUGAAUCAGUUUUCGGACGACUUCGUUCCCAGGCUGCGAACAAAUCCUGCUUUGAUUGUGGAGCCAAAGCGCCCACUUGGUCAUCGGUCACCUAUGGGAUUUUCAUUUGCAUCGAUUGUUCAGCAGUCCAUCGCAACCUUGGCGUACAUUUGACGUUCGUUCGCUCCACAAAUCUCGACACGAACUGGACGUGGCUGCAGUUGCGUCAGAUGCAAUUGGGUGGCAAUGCCAAUGCCUCCCAAUUCUUCAGACAGCACAAUUGCAACACCACAGACGCCCAACAGAAAUACAAUUCACGGGCGGCCCAGUUGUAUCGGGAUAAGUUGCAAAAGUUGGCCCAGAAUGCCAUGAAACAGCAUGGAACAAAGUUGCACUUGGAACAGGAAAAGGCAGAGAAUGAGGUAACUAAGAACGAAGAAGAGGACUUCUUCACGCUCUGCGAAGAGAAUAGUUUUGAAACAACCACGCUGAAUCAGAAAAACAAUAAUAGCAACGAUCAAAUGUCUAAGAUUGAUAUAACCCCGAAGCCAGCAGCAUUAACAAAUGUGGGAGAACCCAGUGUUGACCUACUGAAUUCUUGUUUGACCAAUAAUGGUCCAGCGCCAGCAAUCGGCGCUCGUAAAAUCCAACCCAAGAAAACUGGAAUUGGAGCACGUAAAGGAGGCCUUGGUGCAACAAAAGUGAAGACCAACUUUGCCGAAAUCGAACAAAGAGCCAAUUUGGCAAAUCAGUUCAAAGAACCAGUGCCUGAGAAGAAACUCACUGUGGAGGAGGAGAUAGAAUCAUGCGCCAAUGUUCGAUUAGCUUAUCAGGAUCUGUCGCUAAAACAGUCGAAGGAGGAAGCCAAGAUGAAGACCACUGAUCCACUAAAGGCAAAGCAAAUGGAAAGACUCGGAAUGGGAUUCAAUUUAAGGGGUUCGGAUGUUUCUCACUCCGCUCUCAGUGACAUGGAAACGAUUUCUCAGACUGCUGCUCCGAAAUCAUCAUCAUCAUCGUCUGGCAGCAAGUCGGCAUUCGAUCGUGAGGUCAACAGUGAUUCCUUCGACUCGUUGUUGGGCUAUCCCCCAUCGAUGUACAAAACUUCAAAGCAGGACAAAGAACUCGAGAUGAUGGGCUUCGAAUCGAUCGAGCCCAUAGAUUCACACCAUUCCAAUAUCACAUCAAUGUUUGCUAGCCAAUCGGCGAACAACAGCAGCACGACAAAUAAGCCACUCUCAUCGUCGGGCAAUGACAAAUCGGCAGCUCCAGUACGUAAGCCUUUCGGCUCUGCCAAGAUGACAGCAGCAGCGUCAGUUGAUUCGAACGACGAACGAGCUCAAAAGAAAUUUGGAAGUGCCAAGGGCAUUUCGUCGGACCAAUUCUUCGGAAACGAACAGAGUUCCAGUGAGGUUUCGUCAAAUUUGUCCCGCUUCCAGGGAUCCAAUAGCAUUUCUUCGUCUGAUUAUUUUAAUGAUGGCUCCUCAUCGACGACAUCCAACCGAUCUUCCAGGAGAGGCUAUACCACAGCCGCUAACUUCAAUGCGCCCGAUAUGGACGACGUUAAAGAGAGUGUACGACAAGGAGUAACCAAGGUUGCCGGUCGUUUGAGUAACUUAGCCAAUGAUGUUAUGUCGUCGUUACAGGACAAAUACGGAUACUGAUACUUUUCUAAUUUCCUCCGAAUUCAUUUUCCAAUUUGUUACUAGAUUUCUUUUUUUUUUAAUCUGUUUUGGUUUUAAAUUAAAUAAUUGAAUUUUUUAAAAUACGAAUCGAAAUGAGAGCAAGACACCACAUUUAUUAAACAAACAAAAAUAUUAUUAUAAAUAUAUAUAUAUAAAACAAAGUAGUAAACAAAUAUUUAAUAUUGCAUAUAGACCAACAAAAAUUAUCAAAAACAAAAAAAAGUUAUAACGGAAAAAGAAAUAAGAAACAAGAAACAAGAAACAAGAAGAAAACCAGAACAACUGAUAGCGGGUGAUUUUAAAUUAGUUAAAUAUUCAUUAAAAGAUGUUGUUUUUUCAUUGUUUUUGCUCUGUGUAAGCUUUUCGUCAGUUUGUUUUGCCACAAUAGAAAGUCAUUGAAUCUUUAUAAACAUAACUAUUUUCUUUUUUCUUUCUAAAAAUAAAAGAAUUAUGUAUACAAAAUUCCAAAAAAUAAUAAAAAAAAUAAAUAAAGCUUAGCGCAUUCAAUUAUAAAUUA
Messenger RNA from Eupeodes corollae, 2384 nucleotides. It is a transcript of the gene ArfGAP3, whose product is annotated as ADP-ribosylation factor GTPase-activating protein 2. Gene Ontology annotation, molecular function: GTPase activator activity. The record is from RefSeq and is a predicted model, not a curated record. NCBI's taxonomy places the organism in Eukaryota, Metazoa, Arthropoda, Insecta, Diptera, Syrphidae. Gene Ontology annotation, biological process: COPI coating of Golgi vesicle. The transcript has 7 exons. Bases 176 to 1846 code for a protein of 556 amino acids.